AAGUUCAGUUCUAUCGUCUCUGUUAAUAAUCCACACACGUGCAUAAUGCUGGCGCCCAUGGCUUCUCUUACGCUAGAUUAUCCUACCCUAGUCCUCUGUCUCGUCUUCGUACUUUCAUGCAUCUUCGUCGUUGUUAGGAGCGUCGGCAAGGACGGCGCCGUACGUGGAGGAGCGCCACCUUCUCCCUGGGCGCUACCCAUCAUCGGCAACCUGCACCAGCUCGGCCGGGGCCACCACCACCGGAAGCUGCAGGCUCUGGCCCGGCUCUACGGCCCAAUCUUCCUCCUCCGCCUCGGCUCCGUCCCCACGCUUGUGGUCUCCUCGCCGUCCCUGGCCGACGCCGUGCUCAGGACCCAGGACCACAUCUUCUGCAGCCGACCACAGCAACACACGGCUCGCGGCACGCUCUACGGCUGCCGGGACAUGGCCUUCGCAACCUACGGCGAGCGCUGGCGCCAGCUCCGCCGCAUCGCCGUCGUGCACCUCCUCAGCGCGAAGCGCGUCGACUCCUUCCGCUCCCUCCGGCUAGAGGAGGCCGCGGGCUUCGUGGAACGGAUCCGCGCUGCCAGCGCCCGGGAGGAGGGAUCCGCGGUCAACGUGACCGAGCUCAUCAUCAGCCUGACCAACACCGUUAUCUCUCGAGCGGCGUUCGGGAAUAGGCUCGGCGGGCUGGAGCCAGCGAUGGUCCGCGGCAUGAUGAAGGAGCUCACGGAGCUGCUCGGGGCGAUCGCCGUUGGCGACGUGCUGCCGUGGCUCCGGUGGGUGGACUGGGCGACGGGUCUCGACGCGAGGGUGAAGAAGACGGCGGCUGAGCUCGACGGUAUGGUGGAGAGGACGCUGGCGGAGCACGAGGCGAGCCGAGGAAACGAAGACAGCCGCGAGGCGGGCGACCUCCUCGACAGUCUGCUCUCAAUCUAUAAGGAUGGUGAUCAUGGGUUCACGCUGGACAGGAUUGAUGUCAAGGCGCUCAUAUUGGACAUGUUCAUAGGAGGCACGGACACGAUCUACAAGGCGAUAGAGUGGACGAUGGCUGAGCUCGUUAAGAAUCCAAGAGAAAUGGAGAAGGUUCAAGUAGAGGUGAGACAAGUAGCUGGUGCUCAUGGAGGAGUCCUCGAGGAGGAGCUGGAAAAGAUGAGCCUCCUGCACGCAUCCAUGAAGGAAGCGCUGCGAUUACACCCGCCGAUCCCCCUCAUCCCGCACGAGUCGAUUGAGGACACCCAACUGCAUGGAUACCACAUCCCAGCCAAGACCCAGGUGAUGAUCAACGCGUGGGCGAUAGGCAGGGACGGCGAGUGGUGGGAGGACGCUGAGGAUUUCCGGCCAGAGAGGUUCUUGGAUACGGCCAUUGACUUCAGCGGCAAGGACCCCCGGUACGUACCGUUUGGCGCGGGGAGGAGGGGAUGCCCCGGUAUCGCUUUCGGGACGCGCCUCGCGGAGCUCACCCUCGCCAACAUGAUGUACCAUUUUGAUUGGGAGCUGCCCAAGGGCAAGGACCUUGAUUCAUUUGAGGUUGUUGAGUCCAGCGGCUUCGCGCCUGCGCUCAAGUCACCUUUGAUCCUUGCGGUAACACCUAGGUAAGCAUGCGUGGACUACAUUCAAAUCAGGGACUCAGGUUCCGUUUUCGAUCCUUUAUUACUCAGCCUAAGCUCAAUGGGCGAAAUUCACACUUCUAAGCCUGUAGAGAGGACGAUAAAUAUAAAUAGUACCAUGCAUUAACUUUUA
Lolium rigidum is the source of this 1722-nucleotide messenger RNA. Its product is annotated as cytochrome P450 71A1-like. The transcript is spliced from 2 exons. Gene Ontology annotation, molecular function: iron ion binding; monooxygenase activity; heme binding. NCBI's taxonomy places the organism in Eukaryota, Viridiplantae, Streptophyta, Magnoliopsida, Poales, Poaceae. Bases 46 to 1578 code for a protein of 510 amino acids. The record is from RefSeq and is a predicted model, not a curated record.